Messenger RNA from Cucumis sativus (cucumber), 2515 nucleotides. Its product is annotated as E3 ubiquitin-protein ligase UPL6-like. Gene Ontology annotation, biological process: ubiquitin-dependent protein catabolic process; protein polyubiquitination. The coding region runs from base 47 to 430 and encodes 127 amino acids. The transcript is spliced from 4 exons. Gene Ontology annotation, molecular function: ubiquitin protein ligase activity. The record is from RefSeq and is a predicted model, not a curated record. NCBI's taxonomy places the organism in Eukaryota, Viridiplantae, Streptophyta, Magnoliopsida, Cucurbitales, Cucurbitaceae.
AGUUGAGGAGGCAGGAAUUGAUGGUGGUGGUAUUUUUAAAGAUGUCAUGGAGAACAUUACACGGGCAGCCUUUGACGUGCAGUAUGGUUUAUUUAAGCAAAUCGCUGACCAUUUGCUCUACCCCAAUCCUGGUUCGGGAAUGAUACAUGAGCAACAUCUCCAGCUUUUCCAUUUCCUCGAAGUUCUUUUGGCAAAGGAGCAUUAUGUCAUUGAGAUGUUUUGGGAAGUUAUCAAAAGUUUCUCCGUGGAAAACCAAAAGAAAUUUCUGAAGUUUGUAACUGGUUGCUCUCGAGGACCUCUUCUUGGCCUUAAAUAUCUUGAGCCAUGUUUUUGCAUACAAAGGAAAUUGGUGUUUUGUUCAUUUUUCUCCAUUUCCUGGGUAAAAUUCGUAUCCUCGUUAUUCUUAAUUAUUUGUUUUGGUUUCCCUUAAGGGGAUAAGUUGGUUCCUUCUAGAGCUUAAACUAAUUUAUCCUGCUAGCAAAAAUCAUGUGAAAAAGUAACUCAGUACUUUGCGAGACAUUCCUGGCUACAUGCUUGAAACUGUAUUCAGGCAUAUAUAGAUUAGCGUGGAACAUAAAAAAAAUGGGAUAAUUGCAAAUGUAACAAUUAGAUUCAAAAUAAUUAAGUAUAUAGCAACAUUUUAAAAUGAUAAAAAUCACAUGUCAUGUCCAAAAUUACUCUGAGGAACACAUUUUAGUCAUUGAAAAUCAAAUUUGGUGCUAUGAAAAUCGGGUUUAAGUAUUAAAUCAAACAUUAAAUUGAUUAAGAUUCUCAAUAGUUAAGGGCAUGCCAGAGUGGCUUCUAACAUAUACGGAGUGAUUUUAACUCUAAAAAAUCAUUCUCAAACAUAUCCUAUGUUUUUCACCUUCACGGCUCGUCCAUUAUGGCUGGGUUUUCUUUUUUACUUGGCCAUACAACAUCCAGUCCACCAAGAAAUUUUUAUUUUUCGUGAUUACGUGAAACUAACACCAAUUUGGUUGAAUAACUUGGUUAGGUUUAUGAUGUAAUAUAGAAUGUCAUGGCUAAACAACUGUAGUUAGUUAGUAAAACAGUUUUAAACAAUUAAACUGUUCAGCUGUUAGGACUGCAGUUAAGACUGUUUCAUAAAAACAGUUAUUUCAUCUACUUGUAACUACUUACAAUCCUCAAUAAAUACUCCAUCUCUUAGCCAUUAUUGGCAGUUGUGAAAAACUAAGUCCAACUUGAAUUACAUCAAGUGGUAUCAGAGCAGCCCCGAUCCUCAGACGGAUGGCUGGCCGGAGAAGAAUCCCCGCCGCAGGGGACAACCGCGAGCAGGAAGAGGUGGAAGAGACCGCCACCCUCUCUCCAAGGACCACCACUGUACGCUUGCUGGCCGUCGAAGACUCCUUGGGAGAUUUACAUGACAAAAUGAACAAAGUAAUGGACAACUUAGACUCACUCACUCGAAGAAUGGAUGAACUACCGGCACCGGCAAGGAACGAGGAUUAUGACUGGAAGGCAGGAAACAGAGGUGGCUGACGGGCUCAAAGGAACCUUAGAAACUGGCCCAACCAAAGAAAUGAUCAAAGAAGGAGACCGGGAGGAAUCCCACUACGACACGCCGACGAUGAUGAGCAAGAUGACGACGAGGAGUGGCAAAACGUGCAAGAUUAUGAUUCUUCCAGUGGCGACGACCAAGGAAAUAUUUGGAACGACAACGGAGAAUAUCGAAUGGCUUAUGGCUAUAGAGGACAUAAAGCAUGACGAGAGAUUCAUCACGACUACAAAAUGAAAAUUGACCUCCCAGCCUAUAAUGGUAAACGGGAUAUCAAAUCUUUCUUGGAUUGGAUAAAAAACACCGAGAACUUAUGGCUCUGAAAUUGAGAGGAGGAUCCUCGGCAUGGUGGGACCAAUUGAAGAUAAAUAGACAUAGAUUCGACAAACCACUCAUACAAUCAUGGCUCACGGCUAUAGAGGACAUAAAGCAUGACGAGAGAUUCAUCACCACUACAAAAUGAAAAUUAACCUCCCAACCUAUAAUGGUAAACGGGAUAUCGAAUCUUUCUUGGAUUGAAUAAAAAACACCGAGAACUUGUGGCUCUAAAAUUGAGAAGAGGAGCCUCGGCAUGGUGGGACCAAGUGGAGAUGAAUAGACAGAGAUAGGGCAAACCACCCAUACAAUCAUGGCUCACGGCUAUAGAGGACAUAAAGCAUGACGAGAGAUUCAUCACGACUACAAAAUGAAAAUUGACCUCCCAACCUAUAAUGGUAAACGGGAUAUAGAAUCUUUCUUGGAUUGGAUAAAAAACACCGAGAACUUGUGGCUCUAAAAUUGGGAGGAGGAGCCUUAACAUGGUGGGACCAAUUGGAGAUAAAUAGACAGAGAUUCGGCAAACCACCCAUACAAUCAUGGCUCAUGGCUAUAGAGGACAUUAUAAGUGAUAGUGGAAGCAGUGAGAACUUUUUAGCAAUAAAGAUUGUGACCAUUCUCUGCCUAAAAACAGACCCUCACCCUGAUCCUUACAAAAUAGGAUGGGUGAAGAAAGGAGGAGAG